CGCUAGCAGCACCGUCUCUGACAAGUCUGACGUCUGACGUGCGUAGUGUGCUCCCGGAGCUCGUGCGUAUGCACACGCGUGAUAAAAAUGUUUGUUUAUAGUUGAUAAUUGUUCUGAUAACGCUAAACAUGAUGGAUUAUGAAUUUAAGAUGAAGACGCAGAAAGACCGCACGAAGGUCGAGGAUCUAUUCGAGUUCGAGGGUUGUAAGGUUGGAAGAGGUACUUACGGGCACGUAUACAAAGCCCGUAGGAAAGAAGGUGUUUCAGAUAGCGAACUAAAGUCUCGGCCUGAUACAAAAGACUUUGGCCUUAAGCAAAUUGAGGGUACAGGACUUUCAAUGUCUGCAUGUCGAGAAAUUGCUUUACUCAGGGAACUAAAGCAUGUCAAUGUUAUUACUCUUAUUCGUGUUUUUCUCUCACAUAACGACCGUAAAGUUUGGUUGCUAUUUGACUUUGCUGAACAUGAUUUAUGGCAUAUAAUUAAAUUUCAUAGAGCAGCAAAGGCUAAUAAGAAACCUGUAAUGGUGCCGAAAGGCAUGGUCAAAUCUUUAUUAUAUCAAAUUUUAGAUGGUAUUCAUUAUUUACAUUCCAACUGGGUACUUCAUAGAGAUUUGAAACCAGCAAAUAUUUUAGUAAUGGGUGAAGGAAAUGAGCGGGGACGUGUGAAAAUUGCCGAUAUGGGCUUUGCUAGAUUAUUUAAUGCUCCUCUUAAACCUUUAGCAGAUUUAGAUCCCGUUGUAGUUACAUUUUGGUAUAGAGCUCCGGAAUUACUUUUAGGUGCUAGACAUUAUACGAAAGCUAUAGAUAUAUGGGCUAUUGGCUGCAUAUUCGCGGAACUCUUAACAUCUGAACCUAUAUUUCAUUGUAGACAAGAAGAUAUUAAAACUAGUAAUCCAUACCAUCAUGAUCAAUUAGAUAGGAUAUUCAAUGUGAUGGGAUUCCCACUAGAGAAAGAUUGGGAGGAUAUCAAAAAGAUGCCAGAGCAUCCAACAUUACUCAGAGAUUUUAAGAGAUCCAAUUACGCAAAUUGUUCACUUACCAAAUACAUGGACCGGCAUAAGAUCAAACCCGAUAGCAAGGCAUUUAAUUUGUUACAAAAAUUACUGAUGAUGGAUCCAAACAAGCGUAUUACCUCCGAGCAUUCUAUGCAGGAUGCUUACUUCCAAGAGGAGCCACUGCCAACACAAGACAUAUUUGCCGGAUGCCCUAUCCCUUAUCCCAAAAGAGAAUUUCUUACGGAUGACGAUACUGAAGAAAAGACUGAAAACAAAGCGAGGCAAAAUCAGCAACAAACGCAACAGCAGAAUCAACAGCAGCAAGGUAACGGCGAUCACAAUCACGGGCAGAACGCGAAACGGGUGAGACUGAACGGACCGCACGGUGCUCCCGAGUUCCAUCAGCACCAGAGCCACGCGAUGACCCAUCAACAACCACCAGGGAUGGUUUAUUCGACUACCCAGCCAACGCAACCGUCGAACUUUCAUCAACGUUUUUAAUUUUGUCACAAGUAAUUAGAUCGAUGCGACGAAGUCAGGCUGAAACUUAAACUUUCACUAAUGCAUUAAUUUAAUUCACUAAUCCUGUCAACAAAACGGUCAGUCGGUCCGUGUAUAUUCCGCAUAAGUAUAAUAAUACAACUUUAUUUAUAUAUACAUCUAUA
Molecule: messenger RNA, 1660 nt
Organism: Solenopsis invicta (red fire ant)
Lineage: Eukaryota; Metazoa; Arthropoda; Insecta; Hymenoptera; Formicidae
Gene: Cdk8
Product: cyclin-dependent kinase 8
Exons: 11
Coding region: 129-1496 (455 amino acids)
Biological process (GO): protein phosphorylation
Cellular component (GO): nucleus; mediator complex
Molecular function (GO): ATP binding; RNA polymerase II CTD heptapeptide repeat kinase activity; cyclin-dependent protein serine/threonine kinase activity
Source: RefSeq, a predicted model, not a curated record